Molecule: messenger RNA, 2543 nt
Organism: Tachyglossus aculeatus (Australian echidna)
Lineage: Eukaryota; Metazoa; Chordata; Mammalia; Monotremata; Tachyglossidae
Gene: KLF7
Product: Kruppel like factor 7
Exons: 4
Coding region: 35-1180 (381 amino acids)
Biological process (GO): regulation of transcription by RNA polymerase II
Molecular function (GO): RNA polymerase II cis-regulatory region sequence-specific DNA binding; DNA-binding transcription factor activity, RNA polymerase II-specific
Source: RefSeq, a predicted model, not a curated record
GGGAAUCAUUGCCUUGACUCCAGGGGAACUGUACAUGUUGGAUGCAUCUCUCCAUCCCCUCUCACUCUCUCUUCUCUCCCCACCCCUCUCCCUGCCUCCUGCCUUGAUUUUUUUUUUUUUGGAAGUGGGACCCAAACAAAAGGGACCCUGGAUUUAUGCUCGUUUUUGUGUUUUUUUCCGGGUGAGACAGACAGACAGGCAGACAAACAAACACAAACGGUGCUGGGGGAGGGCUUUCCCUCCUGCUUUGCCCAGCGGCAGCAUGGAUGUGUUGGCUAGUUAUAGUAUAUUUCAGGAGCUGCAACUUGUCCACGACACCGGCUACUUCUCAGCUUUGCCAUCCCUGGAGGAGAACUGGCAGCAGACGUGCCUCGAACUGGAACGCUACCUGCAGACGGAGCCCAGGCGGAUCUCAGAGACCUUUGGCGAAGACUUGGACUGUUUCCUCCACGCCUCCCCGUCCCCGGGCAUCGAAGAGAGCAUCCGCAGGCUGGACCCCCUCCUGCUCCCCAUGGAGGCGGCCGCCUGCGACAAGGGCGCGGCCAUGGACCUGCUGCUCUCCCGUGACAAGCUACUGUCCGAGACCUGCCUCAGCCUGCAGCCGGCCGGCUCCGCCUUAGAGGCCUACACGGCGGUCAACCAGGCCCAGCUCAACGCAGUGACCUCACUCACACCCCCUUCCUCGCCCGAGCUCAGCCGGCACCUGGUCAAAACCUCCCAGACUCUCUCGGCCGUGGACGGCACGGUGAUGUUGAAACUGGUGGCCAAGAAGGCGGCGCUCGGCUCGGUCAAGGUGGGUGGGAUGGCCGCGGCCGCGGCGGUCGGAGCGAUGAAGGGCGGACUGAGCGACGGCGAGCAGGGAGGGGCGGCGGCGGAGGCGUCCCCGGAAAACAAGAAGAGGGUUCAUCGCUGUCAGUUUAAUGGCUGCCGGAAAGUUUAUACAAAAAGCUCCCACUUAAAGGCUCACCAGAGGACUCAUACAGGUGAGAAGCCUUACAAAUGCUCGUGGGAAGGAUGCGAAUGGCGCUUUGCACGAAGUGACGAGCUAACACGACACUACAGGAAACACACGGGGGCGAAACCAUUCAAAUGCAACCAUUGCGACAGGACUGAGCUAUCGAGAUCCUUUCAAGUCAACACCAAUGGCCUUACCGGCAGGAGACUCUGGCCAACGGGGUAGAGAAUUCACAAAGGAGGAAUCUUCCUCUCGUCCUUUUUUGACGUUUGCACACCAUAUGCACUAGGGAUUUUGGAAUCUUCUAGCAUGACUUCAAGUGGCCAAGAGAAUCAAGUCCCCAAAAGGAGUCAGUGUAAACCCUCUGGGCUCCCGUGACUGCCGUAGCUAGAUUAUUUUCUUUUUAAAUACUCUCUGUCUCGCUCUGACUUUGGUUAAUGAAAACUUGAAAAGCUCAUUUGGAAGCUUAAAUGUUUUAUCUUUUCUCCCCGGACUGGCGAUCUCCGUGACACUCUCUCAGUUUGGACGGGGGACCUGGGGCCUGAACCCGGAGCCUCGACAGAUUCUGUGGCGUUCCAUCGCCUCUCCCGCCCUACUCCGUCCCCCCGGCGACCGACUCUCAGCCCAGACGCCAUUUGUCUCAGAGGACAGCUGAAUUUUUUUGAACCUAACUGUGGGUUGUUCCCUGACCAGAAGCCAAAAAUACCACUCCAUCUCCACUUGGAAGAGCAGCGAGGAUGUUUCCCAAUUCCGGGGAGGGCGGGGUGGGGGGUCGACCGGAGAUUCUCCGUCACGCCCACCCACCUCAUGGAUUAACCCACUUGUCUAAACAAAGUACAGAUUUCCAGGGUCAAGCUCCAUGGUGGGGCAAGGGCUGACGUUAGCGUUGAGAGUUCUCCGUGGAGCCGGUCUCUGUAGGAAGGAUGGGUCGCUGACCUCCAGGGCCGCUGGCACCCGACAGGUGCGCCGAUUUCAUCCCAGACCAACGGGACCCUCGAAUUUACUCCGGCAAGGGGAAGCCCUCCAGCUAAAUCGGACCUUGGCCUGAAGCGGUGUCCUUCCUCUACCCCCCACCCCCACACACAUCCAUACAUACACACCCCCUCCCACUCACCGGUCUCUGCCUCCCUGAAUCUCUUGCUAGUUGGGGCCGGCCUCCACUCCAAAGACUGCUUUUAGGACCGUCCCGUGGCCACCACAGGCAGGUGGCGGGGGGGCGGGGGUCAUUAGGACAGGUUGUAUAUUUUGUAUAUUCUGGGACCAUCCCCUUCAAAGGCACAUCUGAGAACAAACAGAAGGGGCCGCGAUCCACAGGCCGUUACCGCUCCUCUUCCCCGGCCAGCAUCUUUGCCCUCGUCCUCCUCCAACCAUUCUGACUCACCGGCCAUUGAGAUGGGGCAGCUGGCCCAGGAGGGGAGGCGAGGGGAUGCCAGACUCCUCCGAGUCGGACCGGCUCCGGAAGGGUAGCCAGCGGGAUCCCGGGCUCUCGAUUCUUCCACUCUCCACACCUGGGAUUUCACUGCGUUACGGCGACUCUUCUGGAAGUGAACCAACGAGUCUCUCGAUCACAAACACUGUGUGGCUGGCA